Schistocerca serialis cubense is the source of this 597-nucleotide messenger RNA. RefSeq names its product retinal homeobox protein Rx-like. Gene Ontology annotation, molecular function: DNA-binding transcription factor activity, RNA polymerase II-specific; RNA polymerase II cis-regulatory region sequence-specific DNA binding. The coding region runs from base 1 to 597 and encodes 198 amino acids. The transcript has 3 exons. The record is from RefSeq and is a predicted model, not a curated record. NCBI's taxonomy places the organism in Eukaryota, Metazoa, Arthropoda, Insecta, Orthoptera, Acrididae. Gene Ontology annotation, biological process: positive regulation of transcription by RNA polymerase II.
AUGUCGGGCUCCGUUCCGACGUCGCUGGCGGGCGGCGUGGGAGGCGGCAUCGGCAACGGCGGCGGCGCCAGCAAGAAGAAGCACCGCCGCAACAGGACCACCUUCACCACCUACCAGCUGCACGAGCUCGAGCGCGCCUUCGAGAAGUCUCACUACCCGGACGUCUACAGCCGCGAGGAGCUCGCCAUGAAGGUCAACCUGCCCGAGGUCCGCGUACAGGUGUGGUUCCAGAACCGGCGCGCCAAGUGGCGACGGCAGGAGAAGAUGGAGGCGGCGCGUCUGGGGCUGGGCGAGCUGCCGGGCGGCUGCGGCGUGCGCGCCGGGGGCGGCGCCGGCGUGGGCGUCGGGGGCGGGCCGAGCCUGGCGCUGCCCGUCGACCCGUGGCUGGCGCCGCCGCUGCUGUCGGCGCUGCCCGGCUUCCUGGCGCACCCGCACACCGGCUAUCCGAGCUACCUCACGCCACCGGAGCCCGCCCCCGCGCCCGCCCCCGCCUCGGCGCCGCGGCCGCCGGACCCGCGCUCCUCGUCCAUCGCCGCGCUGCGCCUCAAGGCCAAGGAGCACGUCGAGUCCAUCUCGAAGGGCCUGCAGAUGGUCUAA